Molecule: messenger RNA, 631 nt
Organism: Malus domestica (apple)
Lineage: Eukaryota; Viridiplantae; Streptophyta; Magnoliopsida; Rosales; Rosaceae
Source: RefSeq, a predicted model, not a curated record
UCAUUUUCUUCAUCAGAUAUCAUUUCGUUACGCGCUUUAAUCUGUUUCUGUCUCUCAGCUCCCAAAAUCUCUCUCUAAAUCUUCCUGCUCUCUCUAUAUCUUCCUGUCUCUCUCUCUCUCUCUCUCUUCAGAAAAUGGAAGCUGCUCCAAUCCGAAUGGAUAGGAAAACAUCGAUAGAAACUGAGCCAAGAACGUUGCGGAUAGACCAAAUUGAAUUUGCAAGGGAGGCAGCCAAGUAUGUGGUGAAUACAAAGAAUAUAGAAGAAGCAAUGAGCAUUUUCACAGAGGGUUUGAAACCAGUAGUUAGUUCGAUCAAGCAAAACGGUGAUGAAAUGAUGAUAGAUUCAGUUGAGGAACCCGAGCACUCGGAUGAUUAUUUCAUAAGACCACGAGGACCCCAGGAUGUUGUCUCAGCUCCUUUUUAGCUGCCGAUUUAACACUCUUGUAAUUUAAUUACUGCAGGUGUUUUGGAUGUAAAAUUUUGUACAGGAUAUGGAUUUUUUUUGUUUUUGUUUUUCGUUCAGUCGGUUUUUUGUGUGACUUGUUCUUCAUACAAUUCCGAGAAAUUUUUGAAUUGAUUGUUUUCCUAAAGUACAGGGGCGAGAUAUUCUAUGGAAGGGUUUUUACUUUA